AUGGAUCAGAGCUAUUGUCCUGCCCAUGGCUUUCAAUUCCAGGACCCUCUCUAGCCACUGACAGCCCACCAGCAGAGCUCAGCCCAUCACUCUGAAUCAGCCACAAGUGGCUGCGAUGGGACGGGAACCAUGAAUGGUGCCACCCCCGGCCCCGCCACAGCUGCCCCAGUCCCGGUGCCGGUCCCGGACUGGCGGCAGUUCUGUGAGCUGCACGCCCAGGCGGCCGCCGUGGACUUCGCUCACAAGUUCUGUCGCUUCCUGCGAGACAACCCGGCCUACGACACGCCCGACGCCGGAGCCUCCUUCUCCCGCCACUUCACCACCAACUUCCUGGACGUGUUUGGAGAGGAAGUGCGCCGCAUGCUGGUGGCCAGGCGUGCUGACGCCAUGGAGUCGGAGCAAGGGGAGACCCCGGCCCUCAAGGCAGCGGCCUACGGCCACUCUCGGAGCUCCGAGGACGUGUCUGCACACACAGCGACCAAGGCCCGGGUACGCAAAGGUUUCUCUCUGCGCAACAUGAGUCUGUGCGUGGUGGACGGCGUGCGUGACAUGUGGCACCGGCGUGCCUCACCGGAGCUGGAUGGUGGCACUGCUCCACGGGCUGCUGAGCCUCCAGCGGAGCCACGUGACAAGUGGAUGCGGCGCCUGCGGCUGACACGGACGCUGGCAGCCAAGGUGGAGCUGGUGGACAUCCAGCGCGAGGGCGCACUGCGCUUCAUGGUGGCUGACGAUGCAGCUGCUGGCCCGGGGGGCACUGCCCAGUGGCAGAAGUGCCGCCUGCUCCUGCGCAGGGCUGUCGCUGGAGAGCGCUUCCGCCUCGAGUUCUUCGUACCACCCAAGGCCUCCAAGCCCAAGGUCAGCAUACCCCUCUCGGCCAUCAUAGAAGUCCGUACCACCAUGCCUCUGGAGAUGCCAGAAAAGGACAAUACAUUCGUGCUCAAGGUGGAGAAUGGGGCCGAGUACAUCCUGGAGACCAUCGACUCGCUGCAGAAGCACUCAUGGGUAGCUGAUAUCCAGGGCUGCGUGGACCCCGGUGACAGUGAGGAAGAUGGUGAGCUCUCCUGUGCCAGAGGAGGCUGUCUAGCCAGCCAAGUGACCUCCUGCAGCUGUGAGCUCCUAACAGAUGCAGAGCUGCCCCGGCCCCCAGAGACAACAGCAGCCAUGGGUGCUGUGGUGACAGCCCCCCACAGCCGAGCUCGAGAUGCUGUCGGAGAGUCCCUGAUCCAUGUCCCACUAGAGACCUUCCUACAGACCCUGGAGUCCCCAGGCGGCAGUGGCAGUGACAGCAAUAACACAGGGGAGGAGGGAGCAGAGCCAGAUCCUGAGGUUGAGCCUGAACCAGAGCUCUCCGACUACCCUUGGUUCCAUGGGACACUGUCCCGGGUCAAAGCAGCACAGUUGGUGCUGGCAGGUGGGCCCCGGAGCCACGGCCUCUUUGUGAUCCGCCAAAGUGAGACUCGGCCAGGGGAGUACGUUCUGACCUUCAACUUCCAGGGCAAGGCCAAGCACCUGCGCCUGUCCCUGAACGGCCAUGGCCAGUGCCAUGUACAGCACCUGUGGUUCCAGUCUGUGCUUGACAUGCUCCGCCACUUCCAUACACACCCCAUCCCACUGGAAUCAGGGGGCUCUGCUGACAUCACCCUGCGUAGCUACGUCCGUGCCCAGGGCCCCCCACCUGAGCCGGGACCCACGCCCAACGCCGCGCCCGCGGCCCCCGCCUGCUGGAGCGAGCCGGCCGGCCAGCACUACUUCGCCAGCCUCGCUGCAGCCGUCUGCCCACCAGCCUCGCCCUCCGACGCUACCGCUGCCUCCUCGUCGUCCGCCUCGUCGUCCUCGGCUGCAUCCGGGCCUGCUCCUCCCCGCCCUGCUGACGGCCCGCUCAGCGCGCGAGGCCGAAGUGACAGCGCGGACCGCCUGCUGGAAGCCGUGGCCGGCGGUCCGGAAGAGUCCCCGGAGGCGGCUGGGGGCCGUGCCCGGGCCGUGGAGAAUCAGUACUCCUUCUACUAGCGCCCGCAGCGCUGGGGGGAGACGCGAAGCUCUUCAGUGAAGACAUGUUAUUAAAG
Molecule: messenger RNA, 2063 nt
Organism: Otolemur garnettii (small-eared galago)
Lineage: Eukaryota; Metazoa; Chordata; Mammalia; Primates; Galagidae
Gene: SH2B2
Product: SH2B adaptor protein 2
Exons: 9
Biological process (GO): antigen receptor-mediated signaling pathway; intracellular signal transduction
Cellular component (GO): plasma membrane
Molecular function (GO): transmembrane receptor protein tyrosine kinase adaptor activity
Source: RefSeq, a predicted model, not a curated record